UAAAGGUUCUUGGUAAAGAUUUUAUAUGUUGUUGUUUGCUUCCAAUCCAUUUGUUAGCGUUGUGUGAUUUUUUCUCAUCCUUGCACCUCUCAAAUAAAAGAAUUUAACUUAACUAGAUAAAAGUAACCAUCCGUAAAUGGUCAAUAAUUAAAAUUUCUGAAGUGUUGUCUAUUAAGUGGCGUUUCUCUGGGUUGAUUACUGCUUCAUUUAACCAGGAAUUUUAUGUAACCAAAUUUGCAUUGGAAGUCAAAAUAACUACACAAUUUUUGUAAAUCUAUUAUGUCUGGAACCAGUUCAGAAGACGAUCAAAGCGAAGAUGAAGAAUUGAGGCGAAGUCCAAUCACUCAUUCUGCAGCAAAAGUACAAAAAAUGGAUUACCAAAGUGAAGAAGAUGACGGCGGGGACUCGCUCAAUAUCAAGCCUCCACAAGCCAGAACAUCCGACCAUAGAAGUAAGAGAAGAGACUUUGAUAAGUUGCAUCAUAGACUUCCAGAUAGGAGUGACAGGAAGCGGGACAGUAGGCAUGGGCAUAAGGAUAAACAUCGUAGAGAAAAGUCUUCUAGAUACCAAACCAAAGACAAGGAACAUCACGAACAUGAACGGGAUCGCUAUUAUAGAGAAAAACAGCAUUCCUAUGAACAAAUGGGAUAUACAGAGCAACAAUAUCUAUAUGAAAGGGCUUUUCGUGAAAGAAAAUCUGAAGAAGCUAGAGCAAGACAGGAAAGAAAGUACAAAGGAGGCAGCUCUAAACAUGGUAGAAGCCAAAAUAGAGAUUCUCGUAGUGACAGAAACAGAAAAGAAAGGCGAAGUGAUGAUACAAGAGCUAGCAAGGCGUUGGCUGAUCUUAGGGAGAGAUUAACUUCUGAAUUGAGGUUAAUCGAAAAGCGUAAAAGCGAGGAUGCUCAUUCACAUGAUAUGGGUCACACAAAGGAACGCGAAUUUAUAGAAGUUGAUGAUAAUCUUGGAGAUACAGUGAAAGGGGAAGCUAGUAGUUAUGUCAGAGAAAUAACCUUGACCAGUGAAGCGAGGGAUUAUAGAAAAGAAAAAGACAAAGAAUUCGAAAGGUAUCUCACAGAAGAGGAAAAAUUGGAACGGGAACAAAGGAGAGAAAAAUUGUUGGAGGCUGAACGAGAAAUGGCCCGUUUGAAAGAGAGGACGAAAGCGGACCGUGAAAGAAGGCACAUAGAGAGGGCCAUAAAAAGAAAACAAGAAGCAGAAGAAGAAGAUUCUCACAAAAGAAUCUUGGUCUAUGCAGCUCAACAGGUUGUUGAAGUUUCCGAUACAUCGGACCAAGGAGCAGAAGGCAAUGCAAUGUCUGAAAAAAGUGAAAGUGAACCUGAAACUGCUGCAAGUGGCAGAAGUCGAAGUCGCAGCUAUAGUAGAAGCGCAAGCAAAUCAAGUUCCACUAGGAGCAGAAGUCGUAGCUAUUCCCACGAAGAUAGUUUUUCUUCAGGUAAAAGUGACCGUUCUAGAACAAAAUCUAGAAGCAGGAGCGCAAGUAGGAGUUCUAGCAGAAGCAACAGUGGGAGUAGCUCCAGCUCAGAGAGAUCAGCAUCAAGAUCCAGAUCCAGAUCCAAAUCCCGUAGCCCAGAGGAAGACGAAAUGCUCCGAAAUAAAGAUGUUAAAGGAGCAAAUCCACAGAAGAUUGAUAAAGAUCUGCCUCCUUAUUACCCAGCUGUACAAGGCUGCAGAUCAGUAGAGGAAUUUCAGUGCUUGAACCGCAUUGAAGAAGGCACUUAUGGGGUUGUCUAUAGAGCUAAGGAUAAAAGGACUGAUGAGAUAGUUGCUUUGAAAAGAUUGAAAAUGGAAAAAGAAAAAGAAGGUUUUCCGAUUACGUCACUGAGGGAAAUUAAUACUUUGUUAAAAGGUCAACACAAUAAUAUAGUGACUGUAAGGGAAAUUGUGAUGGGCAGUAAUAUGGAUAAAAUAUUUAUAGUGAUGGAUUAUGUAGAGCACGAUUUAAAGUCGCUAUUGGAAACAAUGAGGCACAAAAAACAACAUUUCAUGCCUGGAGAAGUUAAAUGUCUUUUGAAACAAUUGCUGCAAGCUGUAGCUCAUUUACACGACAAUUGGAUUUUGCAUCGGGACCUAAAAACUUCAAAUUUGCUUCUAUCCCACAAAGGCAUACUAAAAGUAGGCGAUUUUGGUUUGGCCAGAGAAUAUGGUUCCCCUUUAAAAGCCUAUACUCCUGUAGUGGUCACUUUAUGGUACAGGGCUCCAGAACUACUUCUAUGUACCAAAGAAUAUUCGACUCCGAUAGAUGUAUGGUCAGUGGGAUGUAUUUUUGCUGAAUUUCUAUUGAUGAAUGCUUUGUUUCCUGGAAAAUCGGAGGUUGACCAAUUGAAUCGUAUAUUUAGGGAUCUGGGCACUCCAAGUGAAAAAAUCUGGAAAGGUUUCAACAAUUUACCGGCAGUGAAAAAGAUUAAGUUUAACGAAUAUCCGGUGUCUAAUCUACGUGCCAAAUUCAAAGGCUUGAGUGAAACUGGUUUGGGAUUACUGCUAAAGUUCCUAACUUAUGAUCCACAUCAACGAAUAACUGCGGAAGACGCCCUGAAACAUUCUUAUUUCACUGAGCCACCUUUACCAAUUGAUCCAGCAAUGUUUCCUACUUGGCCAGCUAAGAGUGAACUUGGGCAUAAGAGGGCAAUGGCUGCUAGUCCUAAACCACCAAGCGGUGGAGGAGAGUAUAAGAAACUGGGUGGUGAAGACGAUGAUUAUGGAUUUAGGUUGGGAAUGGGCGCCGAUUUACGUCGAGGUGAAGCAGGAUUUACUUUGAAAUUUUGACCAAAGUCUCCAUAAAAAUAUUUAAAAAAUAUAGUUAUUGGACUCUAAUUAAGUCGUGUUAGUUGAUUAAAUGAUUAUUGUUUUGUUUAAGGAGCUCAUUCCAUUUCACAUGUUUACCUUAUUAAACAUGGGAUAAUAUUUUUUUAUUUAUAUUGAAUCAUUUUUAAAGAUGUACUGACUAGGGUUUUUUGACUAAUCGGCCUUUCGGACUAGUCGGUCCUAUUUUUAGAUGCUGGCAACUUGUUUUUGCUCUGUCUAAAAUGAAAACGUUUAUCAGCAACAAGAUGAUGUUUACUGUUUCAUUUUGUAAUAUGUAUGUAGUAGAAUAGAAUGUUUUGUUAAAAAAAUCAGAUCCAAUACUUUGUGACUAGUUUUACUUUAUUUCAGAAAUAUUUGUUUUAUUUCUUUCGUCGACUAGUCGCCGGCUACAAAACCGUAGUCAGAGCAUCUCUAAUAUUACAUUAUCUCAAAUAUGCAUGUAUUUUUUCUUAUGUAUGUCCCAAGCUUUAAAAUAUAAAACUGCGAAAUAUUAUUAUUAAGUGUGCUUGUGUUAUUUUUUUUUUCUAUUUUAGAUGGAAUAAUCUUGGAAUAAAAAUUUAAUUUUUUGGGUGUGAUAUUAUUGGGGAGUCAUUUGAAGUUGUGGCUGGCCAAAUGAAUAAAUUAUUGUUCCAAUUUUUUAAAUGAGCUCAUUCCAUUAUACAAUUAUACCUUUUUAGCAUAAUCAAUAGGUAUUUUGCCAAAGUAAUUACACUCAAAAUUGAAAUGUUAGUUAGAUAAUGUAUAAUCAACAAAAAUAUAUAUGCCUGUAUGUAUGUAUUUAUUUUCAUCUAUCUC
Ceutorhynchus assimilis (cabbage seed weevil) is the source of this 3618-nucleotide messenger RNA. NCBI's taxonomy places the organism in Eukaryota, Metazoa, Arthropoda, Insecta, Coleoptera, Curculionidae. The record is from the annotation of a GenBank genome assembly.